UGUUCAAAGGUUCAAACACACAGUCCGGAAAGGGGACAUCGGUUUUAAGCAAACCCUCUGACUAGAAGGCCAGCCGGGUUGGCUUCAUCAUCUAUCAGCUUAUUGCUGUGCCCUUAGGCCAGCGUUUCAAAUGAACAUGUCUCUUGCUCAAAGAGUCCUCCUGUCAUGGAUCUUCACACUUAUAUUCCUUAUUAUGCUGGUCCUGAAGUUGGACGGGAAGAUCAUCUGGAACUGGUUCCUCAUCUUCCUUCCUGUCUGGACCUUUGAUCUUAUUCUCCUCCUCAUGCUCAUUGUCAAAAUGGCUGGCCGCUGCAAGCCGGGGUUCGACCCUCGCAAUGGGGCGGAGAACUUGAAGAAGCCCGUGUGGUACCUCGUGGCCAUGCUGCUUAAACUGGCAUUUUGUUUGACGCUCUGUGCCAAAUUAGAUGGCCUAAUGGACAUCUUGGUGAGCUCGGUUUGCUUCCCUCUGUGGGCACUGCUCAUCGGAGCUAUGGUGGAGCUGGGCUACAACGUUUUCCACUUCAGAAGAGACUGAACAUAUAAACAGUGUUCUUUGAAAGCCAGCAGAAGUCUUUACUGUAUUCUUCAGGAAUAAAAUCAUCUCGAAAGUAGAUGUUAUUCAUAAAGAAGGGAAUAUACAACGGACAAUAAGAAUGUACAGCUGUUUCAAGCUCUUUAUCAGGAAUUGCUUGUUUCUUUCAGGCUCAAGAGUGACUACGCUGAAUAGCCUACGUUUCAUGUUCACAGUGAUGCAGGGAGGGUUAUGAAUUUUGGCUCAGUCGUGAGUUUCCACUCAGGUGACAGAAAUGACUGAUUGUGAAUGUUGCUCAGAAUAUUUAUUGCAUUUUAGUGAAACACUGAGAUCAUUAGUGGCAUACCAUAAUGAACAUUUGAAAAAUAACCGUUAACGUGCUGCGUACACAUGGUUUAUUCAACCAGUACUGUAACACAACAUGGUUUGCUAAUGGAAACGACACAUGUUCUACAAUAAUGGUGUAUAUUUAUAAAUCUGUGUUUCUUUAUCAAACACUUAUGUUUUGCAUUGCAGAACUUACAUAAUACAUGUUUAUGAAAUGUAAUUAAUCAUUUUCUCUUGUAUAGAGUGUGUAAAUAAUAAUAUUAAAACAUAAUAACAGCAUCCUUUUAAUUA
Messenger RNA from Sinocyclocheilus grahami, 1150 nucleotides. RefSeq names its product transmembrane protein 60-like. The transcript has 2 exons. The coding region runs from base 131 to 535 and encodes 134 amino acids. Lineage: Eukaryota; Metazoa; Chordata; Actinopteri; Cypriniformes; Cyprinidae. The record is from RefSeq and is a predicted model, not a curated record.